AUGGCACUAGACCGUCGAAGGUCAACUUUCGCCCUUAUGGCACUACACCGUCGAAGGUCAACUUCCGUCCUUAUGGCACUACACCGUCGAAGGUCAAUAUGCACGAAGAAAACUCAACGGCCGUUGUGGGCAUUUGCAUGUCUUUCAACAACUAAAGAGUACAAACAAAUUGGAGAUAAUGUUACACUGCAGUUCCAAGCAACGACAACAAACUUUAGAUACCCUGAUUCAUACGUGGUAAAUUUCAUUUUGUUUGACAAUGGUAGCAUCGUUUUAGGUGUGAGCUAUAAAAAUGGUUAUAAAUAUGGAUCAUUUGAUUUUGGUCCCUGUGAAAACUGUAAAUUCGUUGGUAAUAUAGAUACUGGAAACCUUUCUCUAAGACUGGAUAAUCUUCAAACCUCAAAUGGCGGUACAUACAGACAUGAAGUUAAGGUUUCGGAAACGAGCGAGGAAAUAAAAGAAUGUAUCACUGUAUAUGUUUUAGGUAAACCUGAAAAACCGACAAUACAAUAUAGAACCGAUAGUAUUGAAGAAUUGGAUGUUCAUCUGAUCUGUAGCAGUAGAUCAACUACUUAUCCCUCAGAUCAUGACCUAAGUCUCCAGUACGAUUGGAAAGUGGACACAGAACAUAAUCCUGUAGAAUAUAAGUACACAUUCCGAAAUAUGAUGACCAUCGAAAAUCCAGAUAAUCAAGAUAUAAACAAAACGUUUUCUUGCAAGGCUACAGAGUCUGGUUCUGACGUUACUGGUUUGACUUCUAGUUACAGUGAUGAGUUUAUGAUUAACAUGUCAUCGUUUGCAUGUCUUUCAACAACUAAAGAGUACAAACAAAUCGGAGAUAAUGUAACACUGCAGUUCCAAGCAACGACAACAAACUAUAGAUAUCCUGAUUCAUACGUGGUAAAUUUCAUUUUGUUAAACAAUGGCAGCAUCGUUUUAGGUGUGAGCUAUGAAGAUGGAUAUAGAUAUGGAUCAUUUGAUUUUGGUCCCUGUGAAAGUUGUGAAUUCGUUGGUAAUGUAGAUACUGGAAACCUUUCGCUAAGACUGGAUUAUCUUCAAACCUCAAAUGGCGGUACAUAUAAACAUUUAUUGAAGGAUGAAGAAUUCAGCGAGGAAAUCAAAGGAUGUGCAAUUGUAUAUGUUUUAGGCAAGCCAGAAAAACCGACAAUACAAUCUAACAACAGCAACAACAACGGUAGUAUUGAAGAAUUGGAUGUUCAGCUGACAUGUAGCAGUAGAUCAACUACAUAUCCCUCAGAUCAUAACCUAAGUCUCCAGUACGAUUGGAAAGUGGACACUGAAUAUAAUCCCCAAGAAUAUGAGUACUCAAAGACAAAGAAUAAAUUGACCAUCAAAAAUCCAGAUAAACAAGAUAUAAACAAAAAGUUUUCUUGCAAGGCUACAGAGUCUGGUUCUGACGUUACUGGUUUGACUUCUAGUUAUAGUGAUGAGUUCAUGAUUAACAUGUCAUACACGAAACAGUUGGAAAUUAAUCAAAAUGAAGCUGAGGACGGCACAUUCACCAGUUGGGUGAUAGUUGGAAUUGUUUUUGGUUUUCUCACCAUAACAUUUGGAAUCUGUGCAUCUUGGUUUGCUUUCAGGUGGAGACAAGCUGUUUCAAAAGGUGCAGCGGAGUCAAACGGAGAACUGACAGCACAAGCGGCGUACGUGAACAGUGAUAUUGUUUUGCAACAUGCUGAAUCGAGCAGGAUCCGAGAUGAACACAUAAUUGAAGCCGAUUCUGUAAAUCUUUACACAGACCUAGCCUAUUACUCAAGGGAUGAACAGUCAUCAUACGAAGUUCUUAGAGGAAACAAAGGAAAUGUACUUUUUACAAUUUAAUAUCUGUGCUGUACGAAAUGCAGAUUUUGAUUGAAACGUGACUAGUUGAAAUGAAAUUACAAUGUUUACUUUUCAUUAAGACACAUUUUUAGCUUACCUGUCACAAAGAGACAAGGUGAGCUUUUGUGACAGCGUGGUGUCUGUCGUCCGUCAGUCCGCCCGUUCGUGCGUUAACUUUUUCAAUCAAAUGACUGCUCCUCUAAUACCACUUGCCAAAAUUUAAUGAAACUUGGCAGGCAUGUUUUUGCAUAAUGCUCUAACAAAGUUUUUAAAGACUUAUAUUCCUUGAAGAACUCUGGUUGCCUUGGCAACCAAAAUAUCAAAAUAUCUAAAAAUCACAAGGCCUUGAGCCUUGAUAUUUGGUAUGUAACAUGAUCAAGUGGUUCUCUACAAAUAUUGUUCAA
Ruditapes philippinarum (Manila clam) is the source of this 2246-nucleotide messenger RNA. RefSeq lists its product as uncharacterized. The record is from RefSeq and is a predicted model, not a curated record. Gene Ontology annotation, cellular component: cell surface; membrane; cytoplasmic microtubule. NCBI's taxonomy places the organism in Eukaryota, Metazoa, Mollusca, Bivalvia, Venerida, Veneridae. The transcript is spliced from 8 exons. The coding region runs from base 1 to 1842 and encodes 613 amino acids.